Messenger RNA from Heterostelium album PN500, 2106 nucleotides. RefSeq names its product translation initiation factor eIF-2B subunit (gene eIF2b4). NCBI's taxonomy places the organism in Eukaryota, Evosea, Eumycetozoa, Acytosteliales, Acytosteliaceae. The transcript has 6 exons. The record is from RefSeq and is a predicted model, not a curated record. Bases 1 to 2106 code for a protein of 701 amino acids.
AUGUCAUAUAAAGAUACUUAUAUUCAAAAAGAAUCAAAUAUCACUAGAGCAUUAGGUGAAUUCCUAGACGAAAGAGAAGAAAAAGGUAAACCAAUUAAAACUGUUGGUUUCGAUAUAAAUAAGCAAGGAGGUCAAUCAACUUCACCAAUUCCAAUACCAUCGACAUCACCUAGUCAAGCUAAUAUACCAUCAAAGAGUCCAUCUACAAGAGGUUCAAUGGACAAACAACAUAUUAAAAAAUCAACUGGAUCACCAGGAUCAAUGGAAGGCAUUUCAACUCCACAUAUUCCAACUUCAUCAUCGAUGGAGAUACCAAAACCAACUACAGAUAUACCUGAUGUUGGAAAGUUACAGAUUUCAAACUCUGCCGAUUCAUCUUUACAUCCACCUGCUGCUACUGCUAAACCACAGCAACAACAAAAUAGACAGCAACAACAACAGCAACAACAAGGAGGACAACAACAACAAGGACAACCAAGACCCGCAGGUCAAACAAAGAAACAACAACAGAGAUUAUUACAACAGCAACAACAAGCUGCAGAAGGUGGUGUACAAUCACCAUCGACACACCCAAAACAACAUCAACAACAAGGAGGACAACAAGCACAAGCACAACAAGGAAAACAACAGCAACAACAACAACAAGGAGGACAACAACAACAAAAGAAACAAUCGAAUCCCUCGACACCAUCGAUUCAGUCACCACCCAACGAAGACAUCGAGGAGCAAAACGCCGCUAAAGCACUGGCUGCCAACGCCCCAAAGAAGGGUGGAGUGGUUGUAGUUCAAUCGACACAGUUUGACGAUCAGAAGAAACGUGACAAGGCAACGAAGAAGAAGAUUAUCAACGCUGUGCCAGCCACCAAGUUGAUUCCACUGUUUGCUCAUCUGCCGCAGUACGAAAUCGAAAAUUCGCUGGGCAUUGUCAAUGCCGAUAUUCACCCGGAGAUCAUCUCACUCGGUUUGAAGUACGCAAACUUUACCAUCUCUGGUUCGAACGCACGUGCCGUCGCCAUGAUGACAACAUUCAAACAGGUGAUUCGCGAUUUCCACUUGCCAGCAGAGAAGGAUUUCGCACGUGAAUUGAACGCACAUCUCACUCCACUCAUUCAAUUCCUCGUCGAUUGUCGUCCGAUGUCCAUCUCCAUGAGUAAUUCAAUCAUCUAUUUCAAACAACAAUGUCUAUCUGAAAUCAAUAAGAAAUUAACAAAUGAAGAGGCAAAAGAAUUUUUAUGUGAAAAGAUAGAUUCUUUUAUUGAGAGAAUUGUUGUGGCUGAUAGAGUUAUCGCUCAAUAUGGUGUCUCAAAGAUUAAGGAUGGCGAUGUCAUUAUGACUUAUGCAAGUUCACACGUUGUUGAGAUGAUUCUUGUAAAGGCUCAGGAGGAGGGAAAGAACUUUAGAGUUAUCAUUGUCGAUUCGCGUCCUAAACACGAAGGCAAGCGUUUGAUGCAUCGUUUGGUGCAACACGGUGUAAAAUGUACCUAUAUCCUCUUGAAUGCCACCUCCUACAUUAUGAAGGAGGUCACCAAGGUGUUUGUAGGUGCGUGCUCACUGCUCUCCAACGGUAAUCUAAUCUCGCGUUCUGGAACGGCGCUGGUUGCUUCGAUGGCACAGUUCUACAACGUUCCCUUCAUUGUUUGUUGUGAGACCUACAAGUUCUCUGACAAGUCACAGCUCGACUCGAUCUGUUCGAACGACCUCGGCGAUCCCAAAGAUCUCGUUUCCAACCUCAGCGAAAAAGACGUGCACACUGACAACGUUCUCAAGGACUGGAAGAACAUCAGCAGUCUCAAACUUUUAAAUCUUAUGUACGAUCUCACCCCAAUCGAAUUGAUUGCACUCGUUAUCACUGAAUUUGAUAUCGAUGUGUUGAAAUGGAAUAGUGUUAAAUGGAAUGAUAUCAAAAAUAAACCAACCUAUUUGGCAACAUACAACUAUUUCCAUCUAUUAAAUCAUACUUUAAAGAGAUUCAGAGAAAAAGUGAAAUUUAUGAAAAUUGCAUUUGACAGUGGAAGAUUAGAGUUUGUUCGAUUUUUGGAUUCACUUGGCUACGACCCAAAGACAUUCGAUUAUCAGGAUAUUAUUGGACUAGCACCACUUGGUUAA